Messenger RNA from Adineta ricciae, 2655 nucleotides. The record is from the annotation of a GenBank genome assembly. Lineage: Eukaryota; Metazoa; Rotifera; Eurotatoria; Adinetida; Adinetidae.
AUGAAAGCAAAUUCGCAUACGCAAAAGUUACAAAGUAUUAUACAAAGAAAUUCUCGUAUUCGUGAUAUGGUACAAAAGAAUGUCAACGAAUUUCUUAGUUUACGCGAAGCACUUCUGACAAAUUCGAGAAUAAAAGAGCUGACGUCAUUUCGCAAGGUAUUAUUUCCAUUCAUCGAAGGACCACGUAUCGAACAGUUGAACGUUCGUAUUACUUCAGAUAGAGUUCACUUAGCAUUUUGCGGUGAAAAUUCAAGUGGUAAAACGGCAUUUUUGCAUCGAUUUUUAGAUAUUGGCAAGAUUCUACCGUCGGGUGACGGUCCUGUAACAGCACGAAUCACUAAGUUAACAUACGCUCCGAGUGAUCAGGCAUGUAUUCGAAUUCGAAAGUCACUCCGAGAUCAGAUCCUUGCUGAAGAUGAAAUAAAACUUGCAGAAUUUUUUACAAGCGAAAAACCUAAUUGGAUGGGUGUUGCUCGUAGUUUAUCGAAAUAUGUUAAACGUCCUGAAAACAUGGAUGAUAAAUCAGAAGAAUUCGCCGAGUGGGCUCGACACUUCGUCGAAGUUCAUAUUCCAUCACCAAUUCUUGCCUUGGGAAUCGAUGUGUACGAUACACCUGGUUUUCUUCUCGAUGAUGCUCCCGUAUUAAAAGUUAUUCUACACGAUUUAGUCGAAUUAAUUCAUCCAACUAUUAUCUUCAUGUACGCUAAUCCUACUACUGACGAUACAACAAGAGAUUGUUUUCUUGCAAUGAAAACGGCUCUUGAUGACUUGGACACGGCAAGCAUCUUUUUUCUCAGCACCAAAGCUGAUAUAAAUCAAAUGUUAAAAUUCAAGCAAGGCAUGAACUUGGACGAUUUUAGUUCGAUAUUGGGCGAGGAACGAUCUCGAAGAUAUGAAUUGUUGCUCAACGCACCGUUUCUUGCUAAUGAUCAGUUGGAAGGACUACCGAAAUCCGUUGACGAAUGCAACGGUUUUGAUCUGUUUAGUGUUAAUUCGUACAUCAUGAAACCAUACGGCCCAUUUAUGAAUGAAAGAACAAUUCAACGGAUUAUUCAAUUUGUAGCGAACAAUGACUUGACAAUCGCGACACGUAUCUGCAAAUUGAUAUUACCGAUCAUCGAUGCUUUUUUUAGUCUACUUCGAAUCACGGGUUAUCAAACCUCAGAGCGUUUGUUACAAUUACAAUAUGAUGCUUUAAACUGGGAAAGAAAUUUCUUCGAAGCGUAUACUAUGUUUACCGAUUACGGUUUGAAGACACUGUUUAGUGGCGUUUUUGAACGGUUUUCUCAAGAAGAAGAGACAAUCGUCAAUACACUCGCUCAUAGUGCUACACCUCCAUAUUUUCUUAAGAGGACGAUUCGAACAGCUGUGCGUCAUCAAAUUCUCAAACCAGCCAUACGAGAUACGAUAAAAAGGUUCAUGAGAUACGUGCUCGAACACAUCGCUUCGAACAGUGAUCUAACACGAAGCGCAACGUUCAAUGAAAUUCUAGUUACUGCAUUGGGUGCACAAGAAAUGAGUGACUUCGCAACCAUGUUAUUAGGUGACCAUCAUAUUAAAAACUCUGCCACUCCAGCAAUAGUAUAUAUGAUGAAUACAAUAUCGACACCAAUGAUGCAAUGUGCGCAGGAGAUGUUGGAUUUCGAUUUCUUUAUAAAAAGCGAAGAUAAAAAUAGCGAAGAAGAUAUGAAGAUUUUUGUGCGCAGAUAUAUGUUGGACAUGCAAACAAUGAUUGAGGAGAAACGAAGUACAAUGCGACAAGCAAUCAAACUAUGGGGCGAUCAUCAAGAAGGAAUCAUCCGAUCUUUGAUUGAUGUUCACUAUCAAACUACAUCGCCAUUAUUACUGUCCGAUCAGAUAACGUUGAAUUCUUUAGAAGUGUAUGUUAAACAUUUCGUUGUUAUCGAAUGUAGACUUCGAGCAGCCCAGGAUAUGGCGAAAUUUUACGAUAGUUUUCCAAAAAUUUAUAAUGAAACUUCCCAGACAUUCGUGUUUUGCCUGUUGACCGCUGACUGGAAUGAAGAGAAAAACUUGAUUAUUAAAAAGCUUGCUCAACCGAUAGCGGACCAGCCAUACGCAGCCUAUUACGAAGCAUAUUAUCAUUUAACCGUCGGCAAAGUCAAUCAUCAAAAUAUAGUGAAUAUUCGUUAUUUGUAUGAACAUCAAAUUGAUAAUGAAACUUCGGAAUUGUGGAUUAUCUUUCCGCCGAUGUUACCUAGUCUGGAAACAUUUCUGCAGCAAACAUCGAAUUCCAUUCCCCUGCAGAGAAUUCUUCGAUGGAUGAUUAACCUUACCGAUGCAUUAAUCGUAUUGCAUGAAAAUGGAUUUGUACAUCGAAACAUUACAUUAAGUAAUCUUCUUUUAACUGACGAUGAUCAGGUCAUGUUAACUGAUUUGGGUAAUUGGAAUGAGCCGGGUGAUAUUAGUUUACAUCAUCAGCCGGCAGCAACCGCCGGUGGAAUGAAUGAUGAUAUGAAAAGCUUUGGAGUACUUGGAGGAAUACUCUCUACUCGAAUUGUUCGUGAUGAAGAAAUAGGAGCAAUUAUAUCAGAAUUCGAUGAGCUUUUGAUCAAAUGUCAACAAGCUACCCAAGAGAGACCAAUAACAGCACAAUUUACUUAUAAUAAACUUAAAUUUCUAUUGGAUAUGUUUUAA